GCACGAGGCAGCUGCGGUGGAGACGCCGGCGGUGGCAACAACGAUACCGACCGUGCAUCACCAUCGCCCCUCGUUGAGACGCGUAGCGGCCUGCUUCGCUCCCAGCAGCUAGCUGCCAGCAUACGUCGAACCGACAGCUGCAUCCCCAGCCGGUGUGCUAAGGAGGAGGAGGGCGAGCACGUGCUAGCUCCCCCUGAGACGCCAAAGCAGCAGCAGCUGUCGGAGCCGGCGUCUGAGCCCACGGCCGCGCCCGCGCCAUCGUCGCUGGUGCAGCUAUCGAAGAGGCACUUGGCAGCGGCAACGGCGAUUGUGAAGCCAGGGGGCAAGGGUGACACCGACGCGGCGAUCCGGGCGGUUGGUGAGGAGCCUGGGGAGCGGGAGGACGUGAAGCAGCCUGCCGCUGCAUGCAGCGCUGGCAGGGGUUCACCGGUGCCGCCGGCGGAUGGAGCAGUGGUGUUGACUGAGGAGGAGGGCAAGCUGAUGCGGCUGGUGGACCAGGAGCCCGAGGAAUACGCCCUUCUGGACGAGAGCAAGCUGGAGCACAUCAAAUACUACGUAGACCGCAAUGUCGCGCUUCUCAAGACCAGGGACGGGCGCGGUUUCACGCCGCUGCACCUGGCUUGCUAUCGCGGGCGGGUGGACGUUGUCUCACUGCUGCUGAGCUACAAGAAGCACAUGGAGGUGGACGCUGCAACGCCGGAGGGUAUCACGCCGCUCAUGCUGGCAUGCGGCAAGGGCUGCUUGGAGGCGAUUGAGAUGCUGUUGGAGGCGGGCGCAAACAUGGAGUGUGAGACCAAGGAGGGCUGGCGCGCCGCCCAUUUUGCCAGUUUCUCGGGCCACGUUGAGACGGCCAUCGUGCUGCUCAGGAAGCGGGGCGCCAACCUAUCAGCGAGGACACGGGGGGAGCUGUGCGGCAUCCCGGCGGGCUCCACGCCGCACGAAAUCUUCCGCAAGGUCGACGGACACGUGGGCUCAGGCCCAGCAAUACCGGCGGUAAGGGCCUUGGCGGCUGGCAACUGAAGGGGCGCGAAUACGGGCGGCGCCAAGAGGGAGAAGCUGUGGGCUGAUGUGCUGGAAAACAAUUAAGUACAGUAAAGGUGUUUGGAUUUAAGGUACAUAGUAUUAGAAGAUGGCUAGGUCGACCCUUAUAUGGGAGCUACUACGCGUGACCCAUGGGUCAUCCGUUAUGGGGAAGAAGCCUUCGUAUAGCUUUCUAGGCACCGCUCAUAUGCGGCAUUGCACUUCGUGGUUGGGUGCAUGCUAUGCUGACCGCAAACAGCAAUCAAAUGUGCAUGCAAGGCACCAUCCUUGCGUAUUGUGUGGGUGUAGGGGGUGUUCAUGCUUCAAUCACGGUAUAGCUCCACUGCCCGGUCUGCAACCCCCGUGGCCUGGUUUGUUUCGUGAUCGCCCAAGCAAGAUUUGGAGGUGCUUUAAGAAGAUCCCAUCGUCGAUAUCGUACAUGUGUUGCAUGCUGUGUUGCGUGCGAUGAUCCGCACUUUCCUUCGACCCAGUGUAUACUAGGAUGAGUGGUCCAUUAACACGUUAACGGAGCAAACGUGGAUUCUCAUUUGGGACUUGGCUGCCCAAAGUUUGUUGCCCAUGUCACACAUGGCGCAAGGGCAAAGCAGCAUCUUUCGCCGGCUUCAUCAUAUGUGCUAAGACCUACCAACGAAGGGCUACCGUUCGUAUUCCGCCUGCCUGCUUCGUAUGGUACAAGGGAACGACACCUCAUCUUGCUUGGUCCACGGUGUUACGCUUGAUGAGCUGCAAGAGUGUGGGGUGCGCAUAUGUGCUAAUGUGCCUACCUCCGGGUACUCCUUCUGAACUUGUGUCGGCGACGCAAUGUGGCGAUAGAUACCAUACUCGUCUCUUCCCCGUAACUGUAUUUGCAGGGCGGGGCUCGGCCAGUCAGGGCCGCGCCAGUCGGUUUAUUUGUUUCCUACUACGCAGCUUUGCUGUUUGUAUGGCUGUAUGCGUAAACGGCGGGCUGCUUAUUAUGAAUGGGUGCCCC
Astrephomene gubernaculifera is the source of this 2011-nucleotide messenger RNA. The record is from the annotation of a GenBank genome assembly. Lineage: Eukaryota; Viridiplantae; Chlorophyta; Chlorophyceae; Chlamydomonadales; Astrephomenaceae.